UGCGCGCGCAUCCUGGAGGGUGGGAGGGAAGAGGGGGAGUCCCUCGCGCGGACCGGUCGUUGGUCGGACGGUUGGGCGGCCGUUGAGAGGCGGGGGCCGCCUCCUCCCUCCCUCCCUCUCCCUCCCUCCCUCCAUGCGAAGGUGGCUGCGGGAGGGGGCGGUGAUGGCCGCGGCUGCCUCCUCCUCCUCCUCCUCCCUGGCCGCCCCCUGGCGCUCGCCUGCCGUUCCUUGUCCCUGAGCCAGGCCUGGGGGGAGGCGGAGAGCGAGCGCCGCCCCCGCCGCCGUCCUCAAUGUCUCCCCGGCCGUGGGGCAGCCACCCCAGCCUCGCCCCCCCGGCGGCCCGGCCUUGGCCUCCCCUGCCCCGACUGCCCGCCCGGCGGCCUGACAGCCCCGCAGGUCGCGGCCGAGAUGAAGGCGGAGGCGGCCGACGGCAGCAUGGUCAACCUGUCGGUCCAGCAGGUGCUCAGUCUGUGGGCGCACGGCACCGCGCUCCGGCACCUCACCGAAAUGUGGUAUUGGGUUUUCCUCUGGGCUCUCUUCUCCUCUCUGUUUGUCCACGGUGCUGCGGGAGUUUUAAUGUUUGUGAUGCUGCAGAGACAUAGGCAAGGGAGAGUAAUCUCUGUCAUUGUGGUCAGCAUUGGAUUUCUGGGUUCUGUAACUGGAGCUAUGAUCACCAGUGCAGCCGUAGCUGGAAUUUACAGAGUUGCUGGGAAGAGCAUGGCUCCUUUAGAAGCACUGGUGUUUGGAGUGGGCCAGACAGUGCUGACGCUGAUUAUUUCCUUUUCAAGGAUUCUUGCCACACUUUGAAUCUUCUGUGAAAACUUCGUUCAUCAAAGGGAAACCAUCCGCAGUGAAGCUUCCCAGAAGUUCUUUCAGAGGCUGAUGGGUUUGAAUUGCCGAUGGACUGCAAGGGAAAAUACUUGGUAUGGGACCUGCAAAGCUAGCGGUCCCAUCCAUUGGGAAAGGACUUCCUUUAGAGUCCAAAAAUGACUGCACUGCACCUAAUGUGCCUCUGUCACAGGCAAGGUGUGUUCGAUUUAGGUGAAGCUGCAAGAUGAGAGCACCUUGUGAAGCUGCUAAUCAGGCUAAUGGUAGGUCAUGUGAUCAGUGUUCUCAACAGUUUGGAAAGAAAAUACCCGGGCAUUUCUGAAGAAUGGAUACAUGUGCCAAAUGUGAAGUUGAUUUUACUAAAAAAAAUGGAUAGUGUGACAAUUGAAAUGUGUGUUAAUUGAGUGCUGCAAACCUAAUUCAAAAAAAAUUCAGGUACGCUAGCAAGGUACUUGCUUUUUAUUAUAUGAACUGAAUCCUACUCAGUGCAGAAUGUUGACAUAUUUUUUAAAAAGCUACUUGAGUUUUGAAUUUGUCUGUGAGCAUUGCUGGGAUUUGGUGUCUGAAGCAAAACUCUUGCAAAAACAUGAAUGUGAUUGACCUAGUAUAGCAAAUCUUCAUGAAGGGCAGAUAAAUCACUACCACGGAACUCUUCAGUAAUUUACUUAUAUGCUCUUAAUUCUUUGGGUGUUUAUGAUAUGCCCCAAGGUCUCAUCACAGAUUGAAACUAUUCUUUGAAUUAAGCACAGCUUACAAAAUAAAACCUACAUUAUCCUUAAACUUGAUUUUUAAAAAACGGUUCAAGAUCUUGUGUGGCUUUCUAAAUAUAGCUACUGUUUUUCUUUCAGGAAACCAGUUGUGUUAUUCUCAAUUUGUUAAAGAAAUAUUUUGAUCAGUAGGAACCCGCAAUGUUUACUGCAUGAUCCAACCUAAAUUGCCAUAGCAAUACAUGAGAGAACUCAAAAGGUGGGGAAAUUAAUGUGAUUAUGCCAGAACUCAAAACAAAAUAGCAACUGAUAAAUUGUUGGUAUUCAAAAGGAUACCAGUUAAGAAUCGUAUCUCUGUUUCCCAAUGUUAAAUAACUUUAGUGUGGUUAUAUGUGACUUUUGAUAAGCUUAUAUUCCUGUAGAUGUGUUCUGUAUGAUGCUCUUCUAACAAAGGCAGUGGUAGUAUGAAUGUGAUGUCUUUAAUAUAAAAUGUUAUGAAGUGAAUUGAGAAAAAUUAUGGAACUAUGUACAUGUAGAGAAUGAUUGAGUAAAUUGUACGUUUGGGCUGAUUACACCUGCCCUCAUUAAAAGGGCACUAUGUCAGUCACCUCAAAGAAGGGAGCAAACUUCCUGCAUUUGGAAGCGAAUACAGGUGGUACUAGCCUGAAAAUCCACUGCAGCAUUUACCAGAGAUCCUUAUGAUCUGUUGCUGCUCACCCACCACAAAAUGAGACAUCUUUAUAACAGCACCUCAUUAGCUCUAGCUGUGACUUCUCUUGGCAGCACCAAGGAAUCUUGCUGAGAGCUUGGGUUAAAUUCAGCCAAUGUGGAUAAUAGAGGAGGGCUGUAGCCCACAUUGCCUCUAUUGGCUGCCAGCAGAAGAAUGGCAGUUCUCUUCUGACUGCUAAUAGAAAUAACGGGAGGCUUUCUUUCACAUGUUCCUUUUCGAAGAGACAAUAUGUAAUAAAGACACUCGGCUUGUUCAAGCAUCUCAACGGAAAUAAGAGACAUGACCACAAGUUGCCAUGACAGAAGAGGUUAAUGCCUACAGCAGUCAUACCUUCAGCAAUAAUACUCUUGACAGCACAGUGCUUUGUUCCACAGCCUUUCUAAAUAUUGUGAUAAGUAUCACAAUUUAUAUUCAUAUACUAAGAAAUUGCCGCUAGAGGUUAUUUUGCUUACUUGGUUUAGAGAUAACAUUUUAAAAAGAAAGCGGUUUCUAUCCCUCCUUGAUGCCUGUUUUGUAACAGUCGUCCCCUCCCCACACACACAUACACACAUGUGUCUGUGUGGGUGUAGAAAUGGAGCCGCUGCUGUGCUGUGAGUGUCUGACAUAGCUGUUGGCGGAAGCUCCAUAUUCACCCGAGGCUUUGAAGACAAGGCCUUCAGGGUUUGGGGACUGGAUCAACAUUGAGAUAUUUAAAGAAACAAUCGACAUCAUUCGUUAUCUUUGUUCAGGUAAUUUUCUUAAAUACCAAGGUACGUUAUAAAUAAACAUACAGUGGUAUGAGGUGAUAUUUAAUUUAUAGUGCCUUGAGUAUAGAGUAGAAGGAGUUUUCUAGUUCACUCUCCACUAAUAGUUGUUCUGUCCCCAGUCUUUAGAUUCAGUGUUAAGUGAUGUGAUUGUGGUGUUCAUGUCAAAACCAGAAAAGUUAAUAAUUGACUUAUUCGUUCAAGCGCGACCUGCCCAAGUCAACACAGAAGGAUCUUUCUUAAUUCUAACUGGCAGAAAUAUUAAACAUGGUAUAUCUUCAGGGUUUUAUAGUUAUAAAAUAGCCUCUUGCUUUCCCUAUUUUAGUCAGCACCAGAACAUGCUGUUUGCAACACUGUUGUGGAUGUUAUAUGUGAAGUGUUUUUAUGUCCUGUGUUCUGUAGUAAUUUAAUAAUGCUACUAUUUGUUCACUUCUCAGGCCCCGGUACUGAAGAUAAAAGUUGUGUAAAUUUCUGUUGACUUUAGGGCUAUACAUAGAAAUGUGUAUUCAUGUCUGAGGGUCAGGUACUUCCUAUGUUAGUUACCAGUACCGGGCAAAGCUCUAACAGUUUUCGUGUUAAAAAGCCCCAUCAGUAUUAAGGCCAGGAUAGGAAUAAUUUUUAGUCAAAGUACAUGUUUUGUUUUAAAAUAUUGCAGUGUAUUUAUUUGGAGACAACAGUAUAACAGGUUCUUAGCAUGGCCGCCUUUUUAAAAUAAAAAAGUUGUUGCAACAAAAGGAAGCCAUGACUAAUCAUGUCAGAUAACAUUCAGCUACUGAGAUAUUCUUAGGAUAAAUCAAUGUAUAUGAUUGCUUCUCACUUUCUAUAAAAGAUGGUAAGGGAAAUUUUUCCAUUGCAGACAUUGGUCUCUAAUGGAUAUUAAAGUACAUGGGCACUGGUUGUGAAGAACUCUGGCUUAUGUUUUUGAAUGGGAUACAUCAAAUUUGUAUUAUUUCAUUUUAAAAUUGAUUUCUAUAAUGAAACAGGAAUGAAAUCACUGAGGUAAUGUGUUCUUAAUAGCAAUAUUUUCUGUAUUCAAAGUGUGUCAGAGGGUAAUAUUGACAGAAACUUCUUCAUCUGCCCAAGUGGUUGAAUUCGUAAUGCUCGUCUUCAAGCUUACAGUAGUGUGGUUCGUGUUAGGGUAGGAUGUUGAUUGUAUGAAUGGCAUUGAAAUGAUACCUUUAGCUGCUAAAAGAAAUGGAGAUUAGUAUACUAAUCUUUAAGAAAUGUAGUCUGAGAAAAUGAGUCAACAUAUGUUCCUUGAGAUGUGGUCUUAUCCUUAAAUAAAUCCAGUGUAAGAGAUAUGCAGUACUAAUGCCUGCUCACUAACCUGAAUUGCCAGGAAUAUUUGGUGACAGAUGAGAAUCUCAUGCUAUUCAAGAUAAACUCUUCUGGAUGAUCUUUGGUUUACAUUAAAAAAAAAGCUUAGGCUUCAAGAAAAAAACCCACUAAGAUGCUUAGUAAUAAAGAUCUAGGCAUUUUUAUUUAGUUAUUCAGAGCUACAGUAAUAUAUACUUGGUUUUCAUUUAUGAACACAUGGACCAAAGAGGUGGUUAGAAUGCAUUAUAUUUAUCUGUAAUAUAACAGCCUAAAUAUAUUUUUCUUGAUUAUAUCCGAGGAAGGGAGUAGUGUUUCCUCAUUGGUUUUGCACUUUGCUAUAUUUUGUUUUAGUAUGAUGAACUUCUUUCUACUUGAAUCUUGCAUAUUUUUGUUGUAUUGUAAUAAUACCAAGCAAUCAGCUUUUGGUAUGAUUAAACUGAUUUUAAAAA
Messenger RNA from Sphaerodactylus townsendi, 4774 nucleotides. It is a transcript of the gene TMEM170B, whose product is annotated as transmembrane protein 170B. NCBI's taxonomy places the organism in Eukaryota, Metazoa, Chordata, Lepidosauria, Squamata, Sphaerodactylidae. The transcript is spliced from 3 exons. The coding region runs from base 409 to 807 and encodes 132 amino acids. Gene Ontology annotation, cellular component: plasma membrane. The record is from RefSeq and is a predicted model, not a curated record. Gene Ontology annotation, biological process: negative regulation of canonical Wnt signaling pathway.